UGACAGUUGCUUCAGGAACCUUGCAGAAGAUCGCAGUGGGAUAAACCUUAAAGACCUCAUCCAGGAUCCUUCCUUAUUAGGUGGGACGGUAUCUGCAUACAAGAUAGUGCCAGAUGAAAUAGAAGAAAUCAAGGAGACACUGAUAGAUUGGUGUGAUGAAAAGGAACUCAACUUGAUUUUAACAACUGGAGGAACAGGAUUUGCACCAAGGGAUGUCACACCAGAGAAAUUCCCAACAUUCCCAUUUUGUGGGCUCCAGAGAGGGGCUACUAAAGAAGUAAUAGAACGUGAGGCCCCAGGGAUGGCCUUGGCAAUGCUGAUGGGAUCACUUAAUGUUACACCUCUGGGCAUGCUCUCUAGACCCGUGUGUGGAAUCAGAGGGAAAACGCUCAUAAUUAACCUUCCAGGUAGCAAGAAAGGGUCACAGGAAUGCUUUCAAUUUAUACUGCCAGCCCUACCUCAUGCCAUUGACCUUUUACGGGAUGCCAUUGUAAAAGUAAAAGAGGUUCAUGAUGAACUUGAAGAUCUACCUUCACCACCACCACCUCUUUCUCCUCCUCCAACCAUCAGCCCUCACAAGCAGACAGAAGACAAAGGUGUACAGUGUGAGGAAGAGGAGGAAGAGAAAAAAGAUAGUGGAGUUGCUUCAACAGAGGAUAGUUCCUCCUCGCAUAUAACUGCUGCAGCCAUUGCAGCAAAGAAGCAUCCAUCCUAUACCAGUUCUGCUGUUAUCAUGGCAAAAGGUGAACAUCCCAUUCCUGGUCUCAUCUGUUAUUCCUAUCACGCACCAGACAGUGCAGGAGAACCGAUUCCAGAUUCCAUCAUAUCUCGUGGUGUUCAGGUGCUUCCACGAGACACAGCCUCACUUAGCACUACCCCUUCAGAAUCCCCUCGUGCCCAAGCUACUUCUCGCCUCUCUACUGCUUCCUGCCCCACACCAAAAGUCCAGUCCAGGUGCAGCAGUAAGGAGAACAUCCUCCGAGCCAGUCACAGUGCCGUAGACAUUACAAAAGUAGCAAGAAGACAUCGUAUGUCUCCAUUUCCUUUAACAUCUAUGGACAAAGCCUUCAUUACAGUUCUGGAGAUGACUCCAGUGCUUGGAACAGAAAUAAUCAAUUAUCGAGAUGGAAUGGGUAGAGUCCUUGCCCAAGAUGUUUAUGCAAAAGACAACCUUCCACCUUUUCCAGCUUCAGUAAAAGAUGGCUAUGCUGUCAGAGCUGCUGAUGGACCAGGAGAUCGUUUCAUCAUUGGGGAAUCCCAAGCUGGUGAGCAACCAACUCAGACUGUCAUGCCUGGUCAAGUUAUGAGAGUUACAACUGGUGCUCCAAUACCCUGUGGUGCUGAUGCUGUGGUGCAAGUGGAAGAUACAGAACUUAUCAGGGAAUCUGAUGAUGGCACUGAAGAACUUGAGGUACGCAUUCUGGUGCAGGCUCGACCAGGUCAAGAUAUCAGGCCUAUAGGACACGACAUUAAAAGAGGUGAAUGUGUACUGGCCAAGGGAACCCACAUGGGUCCAUCAGAGAUAGGUCUCCUAGCAACUGUUGGAGUAACUGAAGUUGAAGUUAACAAGUUUCCAGUAGUUGCUGUAAUGUCCACAGGGAAUGAACUUUUGAAUCCUGAAGAUGAUUUGUUACCAGGAAAGAUUAGAGACAGUAAUCGUUCAACUCUUUUAGCAACAAUUCAAGAGCAUGGAUAUCCAACAAUCAACUUGGGGAUUGUAGGAGAUAACCCAGAUGAUUUACUUAAUGCCUUGAAUGAAGGAAUCAGCCGUGCUGAUGUCAUCAUCACAUCAGGGGGCGUGUCAAUGGGAGAAAAGGACUAUCUUAAACAGGUGCUGGAUAUUGAUCUUCAUGCCCAGAUCCAUUUUGGCAGGGUUUUUAUGAAACCAGGGUUGCCUACAACCUUUGCAACUUUGGAUAUUGAUGGGGUAAGAAAAAUCAUCUUUGCGCUCCCAGGGAAUCCUGUGUCAGCAGUUGUUACCUGCAAUCUUUUUGUUGUCCCAGCAUUGAGGAAGAUGCAAGGAAUUUUGGAUCCUCGUCCAACUAUUAUAAAAGCCAGGUUAUCAUGUGAUGUAAAAUUGGACCCUCGUCCAGAAUACCAUCGGUGCAUACUGACUUGGCAUCACCAAGAACCACUGCCUUGGGCACAAAGUACAGGGAAUCAGAUGAGCAGUCGUCUGAUGAGUAUGCGCAGUGCCAAUGGACUGUUGAUGCUACCUCCAAAGACAGAGCAGUAUGUGGAACUUCAUAAGGGAGAGGUGGUUGACGUCAUGGUCAUUGGAAGACUAUGAUGUUACCAGCAGGAGAAAAGUUUUGAUGCAUGUCCACAUAUCAUUGACUGUAUCCUGUAAUAUGCAACGGCACAGCUAGUUUUUCUGAUUUGGAUAAAAGUUGAUCAGUAUAAACACCUUGAACUAUAUUUCAAAUGGAUUUAAAUAAAUACCUUUUAAAAAACUUUAAAAACAAAUCUUAAAAGAAUUUAUUCUGAUUAUAUCAAAGCAACUUUUUCAUUUCUUGCGAUUGCUUUGUGUGUUCAAUGCUAGUUCCAAUAGCAGUAGCUUUUAGUAGACAGCGGUAGGUGCCUGCAGAACUUGUGUUUUUUCUCAUCUUUAAGAUUCAACUACUUAUGCUCUUAAAACAAGGCUGUCUGCUUAUUUAUACUAGUGUAGACAACACUUGGAUUUUCCCUUCUUAGUAUGCUUCAUAACUGCUUCACAGAGAGCUUCUGCUUGUUCUUUAUCGUAUCUCGUGUUGAUGUGCACAGUGCCAAAAGCAGAGUGGCUGCCCUGGGAACCCGAUCAAGCCCCAAGGUUUUCCUCCUUGCUGCGCGUUCAGGGAUAUCUGUCAUCCCAGCAGCCACCCAGCUCAGUACUAUUGGGCAGUAACUGGAUACCUUUUGUUUAAACAAACAACAAAAAAUUGCUUCCUUAAGUGCUGACAGCCUUUUUAACCAAUACAUUUAAAAUGUACAGAAUUAAAAUCUUAAAAAAAAAAUCAAAGACUGAUCUUGUACAGAUAUUAGUGUUACCAGCAUUCAUGUGGAAAUUAAAUGAGAAAAGAAAUAAAAACUAAUGUCAACUCUGUACCAUAACAUUUUCUGUAAUGAUACUGAAAUUUAAAUGAAUAAAAAAAAUCCUGAAUCAUUAUUUAA
Python bivittatus (Burmese python) is the source of this 3150-nucleotide messenger RNA. The record is from RefSeq and is a predicted model, not a curated record. Lineage: Eukaryota; Metazoa; Chordata; Lepidosauria; Squamata; Pythonidae.